Molecule: messenger RNA, 1125 nt
Organism: Melanaphis sacchari
Lineage: Eukaryota; Metazoa; Arthropoda; Insecta; Hemiptera; Aphididae
Product: pyridoxine/pyridoxamine 5'-phosphate oxidase-like
Exons: 7
Coding region: 361-1125 (254 amino acids)
Biological process (GO): pyridoxine biosynthetic process; pyridoxal 5'-phosphate biosynthetic process
Molecular function (GO): pyridoxamine phosphate oxidase activity; FMN binding
Source: RefSeq, a predicted model, not a curated record
GUUAUAAUAUAUGUUAUUACCAGACAGACAUCAAUGUCAAUCAGAAUUCAGAAUAGUAUUUCGUAUCGUUGAUUAUUAUAUCAUUGACAUUCAUCGAAAAUCGAGUGAUAAAGAACUUAAUUGGUAACGAAAUUGAUUUUCUGUAUCAAAUACUAUACCAAUGAGGUAAUAAAUAUUAUAUUAUAUUUGAGUGUUGAAGAAAUUUAAGGUGCUCAUUACAGUAAUAUACCACCACAUUCAAGUGUCCACCGUAGUGGCGAUAAAAGCUUAUUUCGGUGUCUUAACUUCCAUAAAGUCUUAAAAUAAAUAUAAUUUUUACAGAUUACUUUGAUUCUUUACCGAAAAAUAAAAUACAACACUAUGGUAAGCUAUAAAUUGAAUGUAAAGUCAUUGCAUCCUUUUGUUGGCCGUUUGGUCACGUCAUAUGCAACGCUAAGCACUCGAAGUCUUUCUUCGUUACGACCAGCUGAAGUCGAAUCUUUGCAUGAACAUAGUGGUCUACAUAAAAUAAAUAUAUCAUCGAAGAAUCCUAUUGAAAUUUUUAGUAAAUGGUACAACGAACAUAUGGUAGCUAAUGCAUCUGUGACUUCUGCUAAAGCAUUUAGCUUGGCCACCGUUUCAAACACCGGAAAGGUAUCUUGCCGUAGUUUAAUAUUACGACGCUUGGAUGAAGAUGGGUUUGUGAUGAUGACUGAUGGAAGAAGUAGAAAAUCAAAUGAUUUGGCGGAAAACCCCCAGGCUUCCAUGGUGUUUUUGUGGUUGGGCCAAACGUCAGACAGCUUGCCCCAGACCAGGCAGGUGCGUAUCGAAGGCACCGUUAAAAAGCUGACCACGGAUAAUAUGAAAGAGCUGUACGACAUUGAACCGCUGUUUUGUAAAAUUCGUGCGCAGAUCUGUGAGCAGGGAAAGGUAGUAGAGUGGGAGCAAUUAAAGCGCGACCACGAUCAGUUAUUCGAAAAAGUGACCAAGUACAAUGUCCAGCUUCCUAAGCCCGACCACGUCGUUGCUUACAAACUCAUGCCCGACGUGAUUGAAUUUUAUGAAGCGAUUGGUCAGAAAAUCGGUGACAGAUUAUUGUUCACCAAAGAUGGAAUUUCAUGGCAACCAAAACAUAUAGCUGCAUAA